AUGUUAGGAACUACUACUAGAGGCAAAGUCACAGGAGCUGUGACGGUGCUACAACAGACGAGAAAUAUCUCGAAGAGAAGGAUAGCAUAUCCACCUUAUCCCUUUAAGAGACUGACAAGACAAAAUCCUAAGAAACAUGACUCCAACUUAAAAUAUGCAAUGAGACAAUUUUUAGGCCCAAAGAAUUAUAAAGGUGAAUAUGCUUUGAAUAAAUAUAAUGAUAUGCCUAAUAACCAUGAGCCGAAUUAUUUAAAUCCUCGUGGUGAGAGAGGGGUCUCCUUAAGAAACCCUUUGAAUGGUAAACGUUUACAAGAAAAUAUGAGAGGACAAUUAGAAGAAGUUUCAAGUUUUGAUCGUCGUAAUAAUGAUAAUAGCAAGAUAAAUCAAUUUAAUACAGAGACUAUUAAAUUACAACCAUUCCCAUUAAAUCCAUAUUGUAAAACAAAUUAUAUGAUUUCAAAUGAAACAAAAUUACAAAUUUUUGAUGAUAUUGAAAAUAAAGGUUUAUCAUCACAACAAGUAUCUCAAAAAUAUGGUUUAAAAAUUCCUAGAGUGGAAGCAAUUGUUAGAUUAUUAAAAGUUGAAAAUAAAUGGGAAAAUAAAAAUAUGAUUAGUCCCGCUUUACAAAAGAUGUCUUCUACUCUUUAUAAUAUGUUACCAUUGUUUCAACCUGAUAUUGUUACCACUAGAGAAAAUUUAUCGGAAAUUCCUGUUCCACCAAAGACUUUGAAAUCAAGGUUUGUUACAAUUGCUGAAUCUGAACCAUUUGGUCCAGUUGAUGCAGCUAAUGUAUUAGAAUUAGAACCUGCAAUGAAAACUUUGGAGAGACUAUCUACCGAAGGUGAACAUUCUGCUGGUCAUUCUAAUAAUUUGAAAAAUGAACAACAACAUAAGAUAAAGACUAAAAUUGUAUUGGCCGAAUUAAGAAAAGGUGAUAGAUCCAGAUUGAAAUUUAAGGAUGUCAGAGCAGAAAAUGUCGCCUAUCGUUAUGGUUCAGUAUUACGUGAUAAUAAAAAGGAUAGAGUCAUUGGGUUUAAUGAAUUAGGACAUAUGGUAUACAUGUGA
This is a messenger RNA of Maudiozyma saulgeensis, 1065 nucleotides long. The record is from the annotation of a GenBank genome assembly. NCBI's taxonomy places the organism in Eukaryota, Fungi, Ascomycota, Saccharomycetes, Saccharomycetales, Saccharomycetaceae.